AUGACGUCUUCCCUGCCUCUUCUCUGUAUUCCUUAUCUCCCGUUAAAGAAGAUUAUUGAUUUUAUGGAACCCAGUUCAUUAGUCUCCAUGGCUCUAUGCUCCCAGAAAUGUCAAUCAGUUAUCAAAACUCAUAGAAGGAAGUCAAUCGAUGGACACUUACAUGUCUCGGGUUUCGAACAUUUUCUUUUAUCUUUCGACAAAUUUUGUGAUUACCAAAUUGUGAUGGUUGCAUCAGGUUUACAGAAAAUGACCAACAGAACACGUUUUGUUGAUAUGAAUGGACAAAACGUGGCAUUGACUGUAAACGAGGAGAAGGGAUAUCUGGUGACCCAUUGGGAGGAUGAAGUGAAUGGAGUGAAGAUACUCACUGAUUAUGUUACCCAGCUCUUCAAUAUUGAUGUAUUGGGAAUCACAUUCAAUCCCCAUUUCAAAUCAAAUAUCGCUUCAACUUUGGAUAUGACCUACGAAGGGAGGAUGGCUUUUGACUGGAUGGUCGAAAAACUUUGGAUGCCUUACCAAUUCAUUUCUCAAAAUUUUGUGGUUUCUGGAUCGGGUCGAAUCGAAAUACCGACAUUCAAAAGUCCGAUACCACCGGGUAUUGAGGAAGGAUGUUUAUUUGCAGUAACUGUUCAAAACCACACACUCGACAAUUCAUUUGUAUCAAUGAACUAUACAAUUGAGAGUACUGAUGGAUCUGAUGUUUUCAAAUUUCCCAGUGAGGAUGCCUUACCUCUUUUCGGAACUGCGGAAACAAGUGAAAUUAAGAUGAACGGAUCCCUCUUGUACAAAUGGACAAUUGACUAUUAUUACAAAACAGAUGAACCACAAAUCAUUCAAUGCAGAAUGUAUGGCCAACGUUAUCAAUACUUCUUUCCAUUGCCAUGA
Caenorhabditis remanei is the source of this 885-nucleotide messenger RNA. RefSeq lists its product as uncharacterized. The transcript has 6 exons. The coding region runs from base 1 to 885 and encodes 294 amino acids. Gene Ontology annotation, molecular function: protein binding. The record is from RefSeq and is a predicted model, not a curated record. NCBI's taxonomy places the organism in Eukaryota, Metazoa, Nematoda, Chromadorea, Rhabditida, Rhabditidae.